Psylliodes chrysocephalus is the source of this 2274-nucleotide messenger RNA. The record is from the annotation of a GenBank genome assembly. NCBI's taxonomy places the organism in Eukaryota, Metazoa, Arthropoda, Insecta, Coleoptera, Chrysomelidae.
AGAAGAAACAUGCUUAUUAAAUAUUUCAUAUUAUUUAUAUACAUUACUCAGGUUGUCGCUAACCCAUUAAUUUUGGUUAGGAAAAGUUUGGUUGAAGAAAAGCUGUACAAGUUUUUUGAAAAAAUUUCGAAGUGUUCGAAUUUCGUUUCACAAACCUGCAAUUUUAGCCGAAAUAUACCAAGCGAUUUAUUAAAUAUCACCAAUUGGUUCAUUUCUCGAAUGAACUGCACUAUACUUCUAUACGACAAAUUUAAUCAAAAAUCUAAAUAUGUAUUCAACGUCAAUCAAAUUUACUUAUUCAUCAAUUCUUCGGAUGAUAUUUUUAACGUUGCUGAUACAUUGUCUUUGGAUGAAAACUAUCAACCGCUACUAAAAGUUAUAUUCAUCAUCACUAAACCAGUUAAAAAUAAAGAUUUUUUGGAAAAAUUGCUCCCGUACAUAUGGGAGAAAAAUAUAUCAAGGUUUAUCGUAGUUUUCGUUCGAGAUGAAUUGGAAAUUUAUACCUACUAUCCCUUCGAAAUAAAUAAAAUAAAGAAAAUUAGAAAGUAUGGAAAAAAAUGUCAAAUGAUGUUCAGAGAUAAGGCUAAAAAUCUAAAUGGUGCUCCAUUAAGAGCGGCAGUUUUUGACAGAGUCCCAUACUCUAUGUACUGUGAUGGCAGAUGGAAAGGUCAAGAUAUCGAUAAUUUAAAACAUAUAGCAAAAGGACUGAAUGCAUCUAUCCAAAUUAUAGGAACGACAGAUUAUCAAUUGAAAAAUGGUACAUCUAUGUACUUGUACACUAACCAGGCUGACGUGAUCAUGGUUAGACUGUUUGAGACUGGUUAUUUCGGAAAUUCAACAUCAUCGUACCCAUUCGGCGUAGACCACAAAGUCGUCAUGGUACCAACACCCAAAAAGGAACCCAGAAUUCAACUAGUGCAGUUCAACAAUGCCAUCGCUUAUACGUUUGCGUUGCUUGUGCUACUCCUACUUUCGCUGUUCAGUUUCAUCAACAAAAUCAACAAAAUUGAUUUUUCUUUCUAUUGCAUAACUCUAUGGGCUAUUUUUUGGUUAAAUCCGGCGUGCAAUCUGAACAAAUUUAAAGGGAAAUUUAAAGCUCUACUAUUACUGCUCAUAUUCGCUUUCAUGAUUAUGGGCAACUAUUUUGGACCGGCUUUAAUAAGCGUACUAGUCAGUGUCAGAGCGAAAAAACCUAUCAGUACUUUGGAAGAGUUAAGAAAGAGUAAUUUGAGCAUUUACAUAGCAGAUUAUUAUAUAGAAAACGGGUAUAUUUCGGAUUCUUUAGGUUUGAAUGAUAAAUUCAUACCAGUCCUCCAACCAGAGUACAUUUUGAAACUCAUAAACGUAACUGAGUUGUAUUAUGGUUUCGUAGUACGAAAAGAUGCAGCUACAUUCUUUAGCAACGAAUUAAGAUACAGUAACGGCCUUCCAAUAUAUACAGUAGUCGAUGAAUCUCUAUUGCCAGGCGUAAACGUUUACUCACUCCAAAAGAACUCGCCUUAUUGUAGAGGGUUCAACACAUGGCUGCUAAGAAUUCAACAGUACGGAUUUUCGAUUUACAAAAAACGACAAAACAAAUCAACGUCUAAAUCUGACGAAAUACUAGCGUUGAGCUUGAAGCACUUUAGCGUUACAUUUUUGAUGUUAAUUCUUGGUUACGGUAUAGCGGGGGUGGCUUUUUUGAUGGAGUUGGUGUGGUAUAGAUAUGGAAAUUUAUUUCUGGAAUAUAAAUUGAAUUUAUUCCGAACUAUACUUAAGUUAAGUUAAAAAUAUUUAUUUACAAUGUUAAAAGGUACUAAUUCACAACUACAUGUACACAUUGUUCGUCGUAAAUCUUCGCCCUGUCCUUUUUGCCUGAACUGGAGGGGUAUGGGCCUCGUCUCGUACCCCAACCAUGAUAUCCAAGAUGUUUAUAGCUGAUAAUUUAAUGUACCAAAUCCUUAUCUGCGAUAUAAUAUGGUUAUUGUGUCUGAUUAGCUUGCAUCGGUAAUGAAUCUUUUUAGUUUACAGUUAUGUCUUUUGUUAGUUUUGUCUCGUAUCCCUGAAAAAGCGUUUGAAAAAAUAGGAAUUGUACUGUUUGUGUAUGGCUUAAAUGUGCAAACUCGUGAAGUACACGACUUUUAAAACAACAAUGUAUUCACAUUAUUGGAUUCAAAUAAAUUAUCAAUUGGUAUUAAUAUUUUAGUUAACUGUUUGCUGCUAAGGUAUUUAUUUUAUAGACUUGUGCAUAUUUAAUUCAAAUAAAUUAAAAAAAAAAAAACAAAAACUUUGAAG